GUUCACCGGUGGAAAGGUCGGCCGGAAUUAGCCUAAGAAAGUUAUGUAGUUAAGUUGUGAUUCUGGUUCUGACCUGUUCAUUUGAUGAAACGUCGACAACAAUAAGAUGUUUAUUGAAAUGGUAUGAUUGGCAACUACUGUGACAUAUUGAGAUAUGGAUUCAAUGGACCAUGUCCAGCAGUAUUGGAUAUGGAUUAGAUGGACCGUGUCCAGCAGUGACGUCAUUCCUUGAGGUUUAUAAUAUAAGUGAUAGAUUAUAAUGAAAUGAUUUAUUUUUUGUCACAACUUUUCUAAUGGUUAGCAGAAAGAAAGCAUUCAAAUAGUGCUUUGAAAUGAAAACUUUUGGCUGAGAAAAUAGUUGACGCUAGUUUAAAUUUAGUUUGAGUGAUCUCAAUAGGAUCCGUCCAUAGUGUAUAGAGAGCAGCAACCUUCGACGAUGUCCAAGUCAGAGGUUCAGCAGACACCACAGAUUAUCCAGUUGGAUAUGAUGGACAAAACUAAGUAUUACCCAUUGGCUCUGGGGAGCGGACUUUUGGUCCGAUUCAUCCAGUACCCUCUGACUUUAGUCAGAACAAGGUUACAGGUGCAGCGCGGAAAAGAUGUGUACAAAGGCACCUUUGAUGCACUGGUUAAAAUCCGUGCUGCAGAAGGAAUUAGGGGUCUGUAUCAGGGAUUUGGUGUUCAUGCUAUACAAGCUUGUAAUUCUCUUAUCUACAUCACUGUGUAUGAGAACAUGAGGCAGAUCAUGAUAAACAAAGAAGAACUACAGACAUUUAAAUACAAAAGUUACUUGAGUAGUUUUGUUGGAGGUUUUUCUGCUAGUUUGAUUUCUCAGACGAUUGCUGUUCCUAUUGAUAUUGUGUCCCAACACAUGAUGUUACUGGGCCAGAGUAAGCAGAGAACCGAUGAAGUACCGGCCAAAGUUAAAGUGAAACUGGAGCGUUUACAGGGAAUCCAUAUACCAGACAAGAAAAAAAUGAAGAAGAUUGAUGUAGUGAAAGCCAUCAUCUCACAGGUUUACAAGAAAGAGGGCUUCAGUGGAUUCUACCGCGGAUACUUUAUCUCUAUGGCUGUAUAUGGCCUUGGCAGUGCCCUCUGGUGGCCUUUUCAUGAACUUUAUGGUUAUAUGGUCGUGCCGGCAUUUCCACAAUGGGUACCUCGGAUCCUGUUAGACGGAUUUUCUGCAUUUCUGUCUGGUUUGACAACUGUAACAAUAACCAACUCCAUGGAACUGGUCCGCGUCCGAAUGCAGGUGGGGCGCACUGGGUUUAAAGAAACACUGAGAAGAACUUGGAGAGAGGAACGACUAGGGAUCUUCACCAAGGGACUCACAGCACGUAUGAUCCAUGUGGCUCCCUUCAGCUUUCUCAUCAUGACGUCUUAUUCCACCAUUAAACAUCUAAGUCUCAAGGACGAUUACAAGAAACAUGUACAGUGGUGAUGAUAAAAAAUUAUUAGUGAUAAUCUCCCUUGGCAUUAGAAAUGAUGGUCACGCACAUGAAGUUAUCUCCCCUGGAGAAACAAGUGAACUUGUGGUGUAGACUGGAUUGCUUAUUGAAGUUUUUCUAAUCCCCACUAGGUUUCACUUAUAAUACAAUUAAAGCUCAGGGUUAUCGAUCAUUUUGAUUAGCUAAUAUCUAUAAAGACCAGGGGUAAUCCAUUCCGAAAUCGUAGGUCUGGGAAUUUUUACAAAAAAAAUGCAAAUUUCUAGUUCUUAUAAUCAGUGCUGUCUGGCCAGCAUGGAAUUACCAAUAAUAAGAAAUUUUUAACUUGUGUCAACAGAAAACAAUUCUAGAUACUGUUGGUUUGUAUCGACUCUUUUAAUCAAACGUGGUUGUUUCAAGCAGAUGCUCAAGGUUUGUAUUUUCUGACCAAUUACAUAUUCUGCACUACUGUGGUUUUCUUAUCCCGAGUCUAAAGUGUUAUGGAUACUUUUCAAAAUGGCAGAAAACAGUAAAAGACCAUAAUGAAUUAUAUUUGUAGAUAGCAUACACCAGAUUGCAGAAUGAAAUAAGGAUACUGAAUCACCUCAUUGGACUUUGCACGGUGGAAUGUAAUUUCCGUUAAUAUGAAUGGUUAAUUUUGGGGUAGAUAGACCAAAUUCUCUACUUAGACUACAAUACUCAAUCUUGUUUGGACAAAUAAAAUGUUCUGGGCCUUCAGGGAGAGUAACAUCUUAACAUCAGUGUUGUAUGUCAUAACUUGGUGGAAUCCUGAAAAGUCCUCCAAUGUCAUCACUUCAAUCAGAAAAAAAAAAUUCAAAAUUAAUUUUUGGAAAUAAUGUUUUCAAGAUGAUGUUUAUGUAUGAAGUGGGUACUUAUAAUUUAAGUGAGAACCCCAAAAAGCAUAAGUCUCAAAUAUCACUGUCAUUGUUUGAAGGUUAAUGGUUAGAUGUUUGAUCACUGCAUAUGUUGGAAACACAAAUAUACAGAUGUAAAAUGUAUCUAGAAUUAAGGAUAGACAUUCUGGGUCUAAAAUUUUACUGUAUACAUUGUAUAUGAAAUUUAUGCUCAGAAAUUAAUGGAUUAUACAGAUUUUACUGUACUGUGAUUAUCUAUGUAUUUUAUAUGUUGAAGAAAUAGUUUUAUACAUGAGAAAGAGAAUGUGUAACAGUGAACUUGAGAAACAGAUUUUAUAGUAUUGUAAAAUAAUGUUUAAUUUAAUAAAAGUUUGAGGGAAACAA
Messenger RNA from Pecten maximus, 2683 nucleotides. RefSeq names its product solute carrier family 25 member 44-like. The record is from RefSeq and is a predicted model, not a curated record. The transcript is spliced from 5 exons. Lineage: Eukaryota; Metazoa; Mollusca; Bivalvia; Pectinida; Pectinidae. The coding region runs from base 437 to 1441 and encodes 334 amino acids. Gene Ontology annotation, molecular function: branched-chain amino acid transmembrane transporter activity. Gene Ontology annotation, cellular component: mitochondrion. Gene Ontology annotation, biological process: branched-chain amino acid catabolic process.